This is a messenger RNA of Cladocopium goreaui, 1128 nucleotides long. Lineage: Eukaryota; Dinophyceae; Suessiales; Symbiodiniaceae. The record is from the annotation of a GenBank genome assembly.
AUGUACAAUGAGCUGGGCAUUCACGAGCGUGCCAAAGCUGACAUGAUGGUUGGCUGCGGUUGGCACAUGCUGGGUCAGGACGAUAAGGCCUUCGACCCCUUGAUGAGAGCUGUUGCCUCCGAUGGUUGCAUGUCCGCAAGUGACCAGUUGUCUGCCAUUUUGGUCGUCAUGCCUCUUCUUCGGAAAAAGUGCCAGUGGCGACAAAUUAUUGAAGCAGGCGACAAAGCGCGCAAGCUGGCAGCUGGAGUUUGGGUUGAUCCUGUGCUGCCAUUCCUCAAAGGGAUGGCACUGGAAAGACUAAAGUGUACGGAACAGGCGGCAAACCACUUGGAAGAAUCCAUUGCCAUGAAGCCCGGUUUCAGACAGGCCCACUUGGAGUUUCAGCAAGCAGCCUCCGAGCUAGAUGAUGUGGAGAGAUGCAGGAGGGUUGCCCAACUACUGGUCGAUCAAGGUGGCUACUGGGUCAACUGCCUCCAGCGUCCUUUGCACUUUACCAGCAAUCCCAAGGUCAGGUCGCAGCCAUGGUACGACCCGCAGCUGUUCGAGCUGGUUCAUGCCCUGGAGAAGAAUUUCCAUGCCAUCAGGGGUGAGCUGGAAGCGUUCAACAAGAGCAGGUGGAGCAGCGUGGGCUCCGCACACAGGGGCAAUGAAAAUUCGCGGCAUGAUGCAGACCUCGUAUCUACAGGUGAGUGGAGAGAGGUGGUUUUGUUGGGUGACUCAGAUGAGUGCGAGGAAAAUUGCCGGGAAUGCCCAAUGACUGCUGAACUGCUCCGGAGCUUCUCAGAGGUAUCCCAAUGUGCAGAGAUGAGGCUGGGAGAGUCACUAUUCUCACAGCUUUUACCAGGAACAAGAUUGCGAAGUCACUGUGGGCCAUCUAACUUGCGGCUGACCUGCCAUUUGGGAAUUCGCAUACCUUCUGGUUGUAAGAUUGUGUGUGGUGGUGAGCCAUGCUGCUGGGAGGAAGGCAAAUGCAUUGUCUUCGAUGACUCCUUCGAGCACGAGGUUUUGCACGAAGGAGACGAAGCUCGAACUGUUCUUCUGGUCAACUUCUGGCAUCCAGAUGUGCCACCGGAAAUGCGCCAUGGUUUGAUGAGCGCUGCCCGGAGUCCUCAUGACCUGGCAGCCUAG